UGUGUACGCCGUCUAUAAAUACGGGCCGCCAGUGGGCAGCAGAUCGUCGAACAGUGUACACGUCGCGGCGAACGAGGAUGAGGCACUUGCUCUGGGAUCGGAAUAGGAAUCGGUAUCGGUAGCGGGGCAGAGUGUCGGGACUGUCGGCGGGAGUGGAGUGAUGCGAAUCGUGGCAUCGUGGAUGGAGGUGAACAAGUGAGAUGAAGUGAAGUGUGGUGUUGUGCGGUUAAAAAUAAACAAGGCACCCAAGGCAAAUAAAGGCAAGAAGUUCUUCUGUUCCUUCGCCCGGAAUCCGAAAUAUUUAAAAAUUUUCGGACACAAAAUCUGUAAAACACUUUCGAGACGCAUCGGAGGACGGACGGAGUAAGGGCGUGCGUCGUGGCGUGGCAUGGCGUGGUGUGGCAUGGCGUGCGUUGAAUAAUACUGAUAAAAACAAUAUACAGAGCGGGCAGCGCAAACAUAAAUAAUAUUCCACAUGCAUAGUUCGGAAAUACAUCAGCUGCUAAAAUAAACGCAGCAACCGAAGCACUAAAAACACCACCAACAAAAACUAUCCAGCCAGCCAGUCAGAUAGCCGAUCCAAUCCGAUCUGAUACGAUUCGGAAUACAACCUAUACCCCGGUCUCCUGCCUCCCGUUCCCGUUUCCCGUCUCCGUUCAUGACGUCACGGGUGAGCAUCUGGCAAGGAGCAUCAGUAUCAGCAACACAAUAACAAAUCUCUUGGGGGCAACUAAUAUACGAAGUAAAGGCAAAAAGGUAAAGUGCUUGUCCUUCGAGUCGUCAUCUAUGCGAGUGUUCGAAAUUAGAGGAGCCGAGCAUGUCCAGGCGAACGCCAGUGGAACGCCAAGCGAACCCGAAACGGAAGAAAGCUUCUAAGUCAUGUCCUCGCGACGAAGCUCCUUCCGCCGGAAGGAGAAGCCGGCCUUCGACCGAUUCAAGGAUCACUGCCGCCACUUCACGGCCUUUAUGUUCAGCAAUGUGGGCAUUAUCCUGCUAGUUACCUUCUACACCAUCGGAGGAGCCUUCAUUUUCCAGGCCAUUGAGAUCUUUGAAUACGAGCGACUCAAGCUGGAGAAGCCUCACCGGUUCAUAGCCCGAAAUUUUAGUGGAGAAGCUCUCACCCGCAUCUGGGAUCUGACGUCUGAGAAUAUUAGCUUUUUUGACCCCAGGGCUUACAGAAGGCGGGUGAACGAUGUGCUGCUCGAGUAUCAGAGAGCUAUUGUCAAGAAACAACUGAAAGGACCCGACGUGGAGCAGUGGAGCUUCUCCGGCGCCUUUCUCUACUCCCUGACGGUGAUCACCACCAUUGGAUACGGCAACAUUACACCCCAAUCCGAGUGGGGCAAGCUGGUCACCAUUCUGUAUGCCAUAAUCGGCAUGCCCUUGUUCCUGCUCUACCUGUCCAACAUUGGCGAUGUCCUGGCCAAGUCCUUCAAGUGGAUAUACUCCAAGGUGUGCCUGUGCCGCAUAUGUCCAGGUGUGGCCAAGCGGCGAAUUAUCCGGGAAAGGCGUAAGAUGCGCCAACUGGCCAGAGCACUGCAGCUACAUGACAUGGAGAACGCCCGAGGCAGCAGCAGCUACUCCAGCAGCAAUAGCACCAGCACCUCCAACAGUAGCAGUAGCGGAGACUACAGCAGGAGUUCCAAGCACAGCUCCAGCCUGGUGGAUGUUCCCUUCAGCGGUUCGGACUCCGAUAUCGAGCGGGAGAUUCGUGGUAGCACGGACGAAAUCACGGUUCCGGUGACAGUGUGCAUAUUCGUUAUGGUUGGCUACAUCCUCUGGGGUGCAUUGCUGUUUGGAAGAUGGGAGGAUUGGAACUAUCUCGAUGGGAGCUACUUCUGUCUUAUAUCGCUGAGCAGCAUAGGUUUCGGGGAUCUGGUACCAGGUGAUCGUGUGAUAACCGCCGAUAGGGAUAAGGUCGAAGUUAGUUUCAUUCUCUGCGCCGUGUAUUUGCUGCUUGGCAUGGCCGUGAUUGCCAUGUGCUUUAACCUCAUGCAGGAGCAAGUCGUCCACAAUAUUCGAGCUGUAAAGCGCGGAUUCAAGGCCUGUUUUCGAUGCAGAAGCUCCUAGGAAGGAGCCUGUCGUACAAAAGAAUCUUACUAUUCACUGUUGUAGGAGACUAGCUUAAGGUAGAAUUGUAAAUAUGUAUAAAUAAGCAGAAUGUGUUCCUUUUUGGUAAAAGUACGAUUGUAAACUUAAAAAUUAAAUUCAAUUAGCG
This is a messenger RNA of Drosophila ananassae, 2218 nucleotides long. It is a transcript of the gene sand, whose product is annotated as potassium channel subfamily K member 16. The transcript has 7 exons. Gene Ontology annotation, biological process: potassium ion transmembrane transport; stabilization of membrane potential. Gene Ontology annotation, cellular component: membrane. Lineage: Eukaryota; Metazoa; Arthropoda; Insecta; Diptera; Drosophilidae. Bases 880 to 2070 code for a protein of 396 amino acids. Gene Ontology annotation, molecular function: potassium ion leak channel activity. The record is from RefSeq and is a predicted model, not a curated record.